Molecule: messenger RNA, 1326 nt
Organism: Rodentolepis nana
Lineage: Eukaryota; Metazoa; Platyhelminthes; Cestoda; Cyclophyllidea; Hymenolepididae
Source: the annotation of a GenBank genome assembly
UACCACUUUUCCUCUCAGACUGCAGAUUCAGGAGGAACUGGAGAAGAGGACACAACAGUUCAACAGUGCAUUGCUUUGUCUCCUCUCGGCACCUGCCUUCUUUUCUCUGAGUCACCUUCAAGCACACCACCUCCAUGCUCUGCUGUCACGACUGGGUUCUCGGAGUUGAGCUUGAGACGUCGUCUAAGUCGGGGUUCGGACAUCUCACCGUCUUCUCAACUGACUCCCUUACCCUCUCUUGCCGUACAAAAGCCGAUUUGCCUGACAAUCUACUCAAUUCUCGCUCAAUCGCAUGCCAAAUUCACCCUAGUGAAGAGUCGGGAUUUGCAUUUGCCUGCACAGCUUGGCGAAAGAGUCAAUCAAGUUGUGGUUGUCACUGCCUCAAUCUCUUUGGAUGAUUCUAUGGUGAUAAUUGGACUGUCAAAUGGUCGUUUGUGGAUUUACUCACUAGACGAGAUUGGAUGGGUAGUGUGCAUUGCCUCCUCAAUACCUCUGAAAGCCAAUCCGUUCUUUUCGGCACUCAUGAGUGCUCGUACACCACGUCCAAAACCGGAAUGUUCACCCCUAGAUUCGAGUGUGUCCUACGAUAAUCCCAAACUGGUGGAUUUCGCACUAACUGACGGAAAAGUUGCCAAAGCAUGCAUUUUUAUCCAUUGGCCAAAUCAGUCCAAAGUGCCAGUCAAUCCUGGUGGUUGGGUGCCUCCUUGCAAUCCCCUUGUGGCCGCGGCGAUCGAUAAUCUGGUUUUGGUAUGGGCCUUUGAGAACAAGCUUCCGGAAAAGGUGGAGGAUCUACAGAAUCCAGAAAACAUUGUCACCAACAGUCGAGCACAGUUCUGUCUCCCUUGCUCACCGACAGCCACCAUUACCACUCUAGACAGUCAGCCUUUCGAAAAUUACUGUCUGAUUGCUGCUGGGCUAACGAAUGGGCGUGCUGUGAUUUGGAGUCUCCCAGAGCGUCACAAAAUCUUCGACGUAUGCGUUCAUUGCACACCGGUGUCGAGUAUACGUCUCUCGCCUUAUGGAUAUUGUCGCUCGCCAACAGCCACCCCCACCUCAUCACCCCCGGGCCUCGCAACUAUUACCGCAUCGGAUCUCGUUGCUGUGACAACUGCUGCUGAAGAUGGUGUGGUUAAGGCUUGGGAAUUCCCCUGGCAAUGCACUAAGAGGCCGCCUUCUACGGUGUGUUGGAAGUUGUUUUUUCAUAUUAGGAAUUUUUGCCUAUUUUCUUUUUAUCCUGUACACGUCGAUCAAACUUUCCUUGUUACUAUCAUUUCAGCGACCAUUUCUGUUGACAUCGUUCAUAAACUAUUCCCUGACUUCUUUUAA